Molecule: messenger RNA, 924 nt
Organism: Cercopithifilaria johnstoni
Lineage: Eukaryota; Metazoa; Nematoda; Chromadorea; Rhabditida; Onchocercidae
Source: the annotation of a GenBank genome assembly
AUGGAAGUUCAGUUAAGCGAAGCUGAAAAAGUAUUUAUAAUACAUGGGGCACAAGAAGGUUUACGAGCUGAUGGACGUAGCCCGUUCGAUUACCGACCUGUAAUUGUUCAAACUGGUGUUUUGGCAACGACAAAUGGUUCAUCACGUGUUCGGAUAGGCUCAACUGAUUUAUUAAUUGGUGUUAAAGCCGAGCUAAUCAAUGUGGAAAAUCUUGCUCUUUAUCGCAAUCGGCUAAAUUUUUUUGUUGAUUGCUCAGCAAAUGCCACUCCACUAUUUGCUGGUCGUGGUGGUGAGGAAUUCGCAGAUGAAUUGAGUGCAGCAUUGGAUGCUGCUUAUAACAACAAUUAUGUACUUCCAGAUUUGAAAAAGUUGAUUCUAUCUCCGAUGCAUGCAUGGAAACUGUUUGUGGAUAUCGUUCUUUUGCAGUGUGACGGUAAUGUCAUCGAUGCAGCAGGUUUAGGGGUCAAGGCAGCAUUGAAAGAUACGGAAAUUUGUCAAGUUAUAGUCAGACCAGCUGAUGAAGGAAAGUAUACAAUUGAUUUGCCGGAUGACAAUACUAUUUGGAAAUUAGAUAUAUCAAGAGUUCCUUUGUUUGUCAGUGUAAAUAGGCUUGGAAGCGCAAAAAUUGUUGACAAUUCAUUGGCAGAAGAAGCAUGCACUCGCACAUCCGUUUGGAUCGCCGUUGCUCCAAAAUUUGUUUGCGACACCGAUCAUAGUGAAAAUAAUCAAUCUGCUACAAAACGUGAUGGUUGCAUAAUUACAUUCAUGAAGCAAUGUGGUGGUGGCACCCUUGAAAUGGAUUCACUUGAAGAAAUGAUCAAUAUUGGCUUAAAAGCUGUGCGCCAACUACAUGAAACACUUGAUCGACGAUUAGUGGAGGAAAACUGGAUGACAGAAAAACCUUUGUCAACAUUCUUGCAAUGA